Messenger RNA from Vanrija pseudolonga, 1208 nucleotides. RefSeq names its product RNA recognition motif domain protein. Gene Ontology annotation, cellular component: spliceosomal complex. NCBI's taxonomy places the organism in Eukaryota, Fungi, Basidiomycota, Tremellomycetes, Trichosporonales, Trichosporonaceae. Bases 48 to 671 code for a protein of 207 amino acids. The record is from RefSeq and is a predicted model, not a curated record. Gene Ontology annotation, molecular function: RNA binding. Gene Ontology annotation, biological process: positive regulation of mRNA splicing, via spliceosome. The transcript has 7 exons.
CUUCUCGUCUUUACACUCCAUCCACUCCCCCAUCCACUUUAUCAAUCAUGUCCGCUGCCAAGGUUUACGUCGGCAAUCUUUCGUGGAACACUACCGAUGAGGUGCUCCACCAGACCUUUGGUGCCUACGGCCAGGUCAUCGACUGCAUCGUCAUGAAGGACCGUGAGACUGGUCGCUCGCGCGGCUUCGGCUUCGUCACCUACGGCUCGCAGGGCGAGGCCGACGCCGCCAUCCAGGCCAUGAACGAGCAGGAGCUCGACGGCCGUCGCGUCCGCGUCAACAUGGCCAACUCGAAGCCCCAGGGCGGCGGCUACGGCGGUGGUUACGGCUCGGGCUACGGCGGUGCCCAGGGCGGCUACGGCGGUGGCUACGGUGGCCAGGGCGGCUACGGUGGUGGCUACGGCGGUGGCCAGGGUGGCUACGGUGGCGGCUACGGCGGUCAGGGUGGGUACGGCGGCCAGGGUGGUUACGGUGGUGGAUACGGUGGUGCCCAGGGCGGCUACGGUGGUGCCCAGGGCGGCUUUGGCGGUGCCCAGGGUGGCUACGGCGGCCAGCAGGGCGGCUUCGGUGGUCAGGGUGGCUACGGCGGCGGCUACGGUGGUGCCCAGGGUGGUUACGGUGGCGAGCAGGGCGGCCAGCAGGGCGGCCAGGGCGGCUACGGCCAGUACUAAGCUGUUUGAUUCAAUCUGCGACCGACUUUCCAACCGUGUAUCACCUUGCUCCUACCCGCUUCGAUCCCGCCGCUCGCUCGUAUGAAGAAGAACAAAGAAUUCAAAGCCUCGUAAAUGUUUAAAGCCUCAAGUUCGUUCUCGUCUGUUUCGCUCUUCGACCGCAUCAAUCUCUAUCCCUACACCACCCCCCCAUCCCUACACCACCCUCACCCACAACCCACUACCGCACAAUUCUACACAUUGCCUCGGCCCCCGCAUCAAUCGACGUCCGUCUACGACUGCUACAAGAUGAUUUCCACCACCACCUUUUUUUGCGCGAUUGGGAAUAUUUCCAAAAGGUCUUUCAAUCAAAGGCUCGGCUCGUCCUCACGUCUCUACUGUACUAGAUGGCUGCUUUUCCUUUAUUGUUUCUCCUACAACCUGGGCGUUGGAGUGUUACUCUCCGACAUCUACUUCCCGGUCUAGGCAUGUCUCCCGACUCUUCUCUGUUCCCUCUUUACUUUCUCUGCGAUCGAAUGCAUCAGAUGAUGUGUGCAA